Molecule: messenger RNA, 4681 nt
Organism: Nannospalax galili (Upper Galilee mountains blind mole rat)
Lineage: Eukaryota; Metazoa; Chordata; Mammalia; Rodentia; Spalacidae
Gene: Sidt1
Product: SID1 transmembrane family member 1
Exons: 26
Coding region: 649-3147 (832 amino acids)
Cellular component (GO): membrane
Source: RefSeq, a predicted model, not a curated record
UUGAAGAACGGGAGUAAUAAGGAUUAUUUCCUUACUGGCAAGUGCUCGUGAUAGGUUGCUGUUAAAGCGGGCAGAUAGGCAGUGACCAGCAUUCACACCUGCAAGAGUCCUCUGCAGGUGGCAGUUGGAAAAGCAAAGCGGUGCACCCUCUCCUGGGGGACAGGCUCUUGCUUUCCCUUUGCUCGUCUGCAGCCAGGGUACACAUUCAUUUGACAUGGACCUGAUUUCCUCCUCGAUGGCUGGUCAUACAGACUCUUCUAGACUAACUAUCUCUGCCGGAUUUAGGGGGAUAUUGUUUUGUUGAUGUUGAGGGGAAAGAGACCUGUGAAAAUUCUGUCUGGGUAAGUGGCGGAUUCUCAGCGAUGGGAAGGAAGACUUAGAAGCCGCUGGGGAAAGCAGCCUUCCCCGGCCUCCACUUCUCGCCUUCUCCUUACUCUGCGAGUGGCCUCCCUUGGAGACCCCAGGGGGGCACAUCGGUAUUUGAUCCGCUCUUUUCCUUCUGGCAGCCGGCACUCGGAGGGGCUGGCCACACAUCACCGAGUUGCUGAAGCCGGCGCCCAGCCCCGCAGGCAGCUUUGGAAGGACCAGCUCCGGGCUCGCCUCCUCGCCGGGGUGGCUCUGCUUCGAGGCCCCCGGCGCGGUCCCACCAUGCGCGGCUGCGGGCGGCUGGCGCUGCUCUGCGCGCUGCCUUGCCUACUGCGGGCGGCGGCUCCCCGGCACCCGGCAGAGCCCCCAGCGCAAUCGGCAGCUCUGCACCGCGGUCGCCGCGACCCGGCCAGGGGUGCAGACUUCGAUCGGGUCUACAGCGGGGUGGUGAGUCUCAGCACCGAGAACAUCUACGCCUUCAACUACACCAACCAGCCUGGCCAGGUGACGGCCGUGCGGGUGCAUGUGAACAGUUCUUCUGAGAACCUGGACUAUCCAGUCCUCGUGGUGGUUCGCCAGCAGAAAGAAGUACUGUCCUGGCAGGUUCCUCUGCUCUUCCAAGGACUAUCCCACAGGAGCUACAACUACCAGGAAGUCAGCCGCACACUAUGUCCCUCCAAGGCGACCAAUGAAACAGGCCCUCUGGAGCAUCUGAUCUUUGUAGAUGUGGCUUCCAUGGCUCCACUUGGUGCCCACUACAAGCUGCUGGUCACCAAGAUCAAGCACUUUCAGCUCUGGACAAAUGUUGCCUUUCAUUUCACUGCCAGCCCCUCUCAACCUCAGUAUUUUCUAUACAAAUUUCCUGAAGAUGUGGACUCAGUUAUCAUUAAAGUGGUGUCGGAAAAGGCUUAUCCAUGUUCAGUUGUCUCAGUGCAGAACACCAUGUGCCCAGUGUAUGACCUGGACCACAAUGUGGAAUUUAAUGGUGUCUACCAGACCAUAACCAAGAAGGCUGCCAUCACGCUGCAGAAGAAGGAUUUUCCAGAUGAGCAGUUCUUCGUGGUAUUUGUGAUAAAGCCUGAAGAUUAUGCAUGUGGAGGAUCAUUCUCCAUCCAGGAAAAUGGGAACCAGACCUGGAAUCUACAACGAACAAAAAACCUUAAAGUGACCAUCGUCCCUUCCAUUAAAGAAUCUGUUUAUGUGAAAUCCAGUCUCUUCAUUGUCUUCAUUUUCUUGUCCUUCUACUUGGGAUGCCUGCUUGUUGUGUUUGUUCAUUAUGUGAGGUUCCAGAGGAAAGCCAUUGAUGGAAGCUUUGGCUCCAAUGACGGCUCUGGAAAUAUGGCCGUGUCACAUCCCAUCGCUGCCAGCACACCUGAAGGGAGCAAUUAUGGAGCAAUAGAUGAGUCAAGCUCCAGUCCUGGAAGGCAGAUGUCUUCCUCUGAUGGUGGGCAGCCAUGCCACUCAGACACAGACAGCUCUGUGGAAGAGAGUGACUUCGACACCAUGCCAGACAUAGAGAGUGACAAAAAUGUCAUUCGGACCAAGAUGUUCCUUUACCUGUCAGAUCUAUCUAGGAAAGACCGGAGAAUUGUCAGCAAAAAAUAUAAGAUUUAUUUUUGGAACAUCAUCACCAUAGCUGUGUUUUAUGCACUGCCUGUGAUCCAGCUGGUCAUCACCUACCAGACAGUGGUAAAUGUCACUGGCAACCAGGACAUCUGUUACUACAAUUUCCUCUGUGCUCACCCCUUGGGCGUCCUGAGUGCCUUCAAUAAUAUUCUCAGUAACCUGGGCCACGUGCUCCUGGGCUUCCUCUUCCUGCUGAUAGUCUUGCGCCGAGACCUUCUCCAUCGAAGAGCCCUGGAAGCUAAGGACAUCUUUGCUAUGGAGUAUGGGAUUCCCAAACACUUUGGUCUCUUCUAUGCUAUGGGCAUCGCACUGAUGAUGGAAGGUGUGCUCAGUGCUUGUUACCAUGUCUGCCCUAAUUACUCCAACUUCCAGUUCGACACCUCCUUCAUGUACAUGAUCGCCGGCCUCUGCAUGCUGAAGCUCUAUCAGACCCGCCACCCCGACAUCAACGCCAGCGCCUACUCUGCCUACGCCUCCUUCGCCGUGGUCAUCAUGCUUACAGUCCUUGGAGUGGUGUUUGGAAAAAAUGAUGUGUGGUUCUGGAUCAUCUUCUCUGCAAUCCAUAUUCUGGCCUCUCUGGCCCUCAGCACCCAGAUCUACUACAUGGGGCGUUUCAAGAUAGACGUGUCUGACACAGACCUGGGAAUUUUCCGACGGGCUGCUGUGGUGUUCUACACGGACUGUAUCCAGCAGUGCAGCAGGCCUCUGUAUAUGGACAGGAUGGUGUUACUCAUUGUGGGGAAUCUGGUUAACUGGUCCUUCGCCCUCUUCGGGUUGAUCUACCGGCCCAGGGACUUUGCGUCCUACAUGCUGGGUAUCUUCAUCUGCAACCUGCUGCUGUACCUGGCUUUCUACAUCAUUAUGAAGCUGCGCAGCUCUGAGAGGGUCCUCCCGGUGCCCCUGUUCUGCAUCGUGGCCACUGCGGUGGUGUGGGCUGCUGCCCUGUAUUUCUUCUUCCAGAGCCUCAGUAGCUGGGAGGGAACCCCAGCUGAAUCCCGGGAGAAGAACCGCCAGUGCGUCCUGCUGGAUUUCUUUGACGACCACGACAUCUGGCACUUUCUCUCUGCUACUGCCCUGUUUUUCUCGUUCCUGGUUUUGUUAACUCUGGAUGAUGACCUGGAUGUGGUUCGCAGAGACCAGAUCCCUGUCUUCUGAGCCUCCAGCAUCACGAGGGGAGAGGGAGCGACCCAUCUUGGUGCUGUUUCAUGGGAAAUAUGGUGACUGCAGCACACCCACUGCCAGAUGCUCCACUUGUGUCUUCAGAGUCAACGGUGUUUGCGUUCACACAGGAAGGAGAGGGCUUGGGGGUGAGUCAAACCUCAGGAAGGGUGGCAGAAGGGAAGCCCUGCUGUGCACAGAGGCCAACCCUGAGGUUCUGUUCGCAACUUAGAGUUCCAUUGGGACAAAAGCUGCAUCAGGUCAGCUCGCCACCUUGGUCCUUCCCAACCUCGCCUGAGAUUGGUCAGGGAAAGCAGCUACUUAUACUUACUACCUAGAACCUUUGGUGUGGCCAUCUCCACACCCCUGAGACAUCCGCUGCUCUAGAAGUCCAAAGCCCCAUCUUAUUUGUACAAGGUCCCAAAAGGACAUGAUUCCUCAGUAUGUGGUACAGAAGUGGGCCCAAGUCCACCCAGCUGGGACAGAUGUUUUCCUAGCACCAGCUAAGUGACCUCCUCAUAAGGAGCACUGACACCCCCAUCCCCCAAUUCCUGGCGCUAUUGAGCUAUUGGAAAGCUCAGGAUGGGACUUUGCCACCGGCUGUUCUGAACACAGCACCACCACUGGGCCCAAGGCCUGGGUGCUCACCUAUUUUUUAGUGUCUUCAUCUCACCGUUGGAUGUUGACCCCGUCCCUCUGAUACUGCCUUCAUAGAAGGGCCCUGUUCCUUCACAGACUUUCAGCUCCAAGAUGGAAGAGGAAAUGGAGAAAACUCUCCUAGAGCAGGGUAGUCUAAGAAACUGAGCAUAAGGUAGGCAGCCCUAGCCAUAAGAACUGGGGCCCCAACAAAGUGACAGUUUUUAUCCAGUCUUAGACACACAGCUCAAUCUGCGACUGCCUCCGCCUCUAAGACGAAAUAUGUGUUACCCAUAGCACUUUCCUGGGAUCCUCCACAACUGAUCCUCUCAUCUGUCAUUUAGGUAGAUCAGGGUCCCAGACUUUCUGCCUAAAGUUCUCAGCAGCAACUCAGGAUGGACACGUGUUCCUCUGUCUUUCUGUCUACAAAGAGCAUAGCUAAUUCAGUUGCCUCUUGCACCUGACUCUCAUUCUCUCCCCUAGUAAGGUGUGGAAAAGUUCAGCAUCCCAGUUCCCUUCUCUCACACCAUCUGGAAGGCCAAUUUGGACCAGGCUUCCUGGUUAUGUGGAAUAUGACACCAUCAGAAAGUAGACUGUACAAAUCUGCACACAUGUAUCUAUUUGCUUGUGAAAGUAAAGUCAAUCCUCACCUGCACUUUCCUGAUCAUUAAGGAAAUGGAUCAGAAAUUCCUCUUCUAAAAAUUAUUCUUUCUCUCAAAUAUUUGUGUACUCUUCAAACACAUGCUUUAGAAGUUGGAACAGUAAGCUUUUCCUGAUUUUACAAAUGCAAAGAUACUUUCCAUGAAAUAUUUUGUGUGGCUUUUUUUCUUUCUUUAAAAACUGCUCUCAAGUUUGUGAUUUGUUUUCUGUUAUUCUUUAGUCCUUAAAAAUUGUU